Messenger RNA from Corythoichthys intestinalis (scribbled pipefish), 2289 nucleotides. It is a transcript of the gene paqr5b, whose product is annotated as progestin and adipoQ receptor family member Vb. The record is from RefSeq and is a predicted model, not a curated record. The transcript is spliced from 8 exons. Lineage: Eukaryota; Metazoa; Chordata; Actinopteri; Syngnathiformes; Syngnathidae. The coding region runs from base 65 to 1123 and encodes 352 amino acids. Gene Ontology annotation, cellular component: membrane. Gene Ontology annotation, molecular function: signaling receptor activity.
GAGACACACCCGGCUAGCAGUCAGCUCACUCGCAAACAGUAGAUAGCAGAACUUUGCAGUAAGCAUGUUCAGCCUCAUGAAAUUACCAAGAGUCGUCACCAUCAAUCAAGUGCCCAAAGAGUUCCAUGAGGACAGCAUAAUCUCUGGGUACCGUCACCCCCGUAGUUCUGCCACGGACUGCAUUCUAAGUCUUUUUCAGCUGACCAACGAGACUCUUAAUAUUUGGACCCACUUCUUGCCCACCUGGUACUUCCUAUGGAAACUUGUAAGUGUUGUUCUAAUGCAAACUGUGUGGCAGCAUCCCUUCACCUGGCCUCUGGUGGUCUUAAUAGUUUCAAGUUGCAUAUAUCCACUGGCAUCAAGCUGUGCUCACACUUUCAACAGCAUGUCGCCACGGGCGCGGCACAUGUGCUUUUAUUUUGACUAUGGAGCCCUGAGUCUCUACAGCAUGGGUUCUGCAAUUGCAUAUUCAGCGUACGUGUUUCCAGACAAGUGGGUAAACAACAUCUUGCACCAGAGUUUCAUCCCUGUUGCUCUGCUUAACUCGGUUAUAUGUACCAGCCUUGCCUGCUACUCCAGGCUUGGCUUACCAAUUCUUCAUCAUAAUCAUGACCUUGUAAAGAGAUUUCCUGAGUGCCGGAGUCCGAGGUUCAGAAAAGCAUUACGCAUUGUUGCAUUUGCCUUCCCUUACCUGUUUGACAGCAUUCCUCUCCUUUACAGGGUUUUUCUGUGUGAAGGGGAAGGCUGCACAGACAACGACGCCAAUGUCUUCCACAAGACCCACAUUGGAUUGGCUUUCCUAACUGGUUUUCUGUUUGCGACACAUUUACCUGAGCGCUUGGCGCCGGGCAGCUUCGACUAUAUUGGUAACAGUCAUCAACUUUUCCAUGUCUUUGGCGUCCUUGGCACCCACAUCCAGAUAAUGGCGAUUGAGCGUGAUAUGACAUUACGACGUUCCUUGCUUCUCGACCACUCCCUAGCCAUCACCUUUGGCAACUCAGUGGGUGUAACACUACUUUGUCUGCUGCUCAACCUGACCAUCGUCCUUCUCUUCAGCCUACCGCUCCUCUCUACACGAAUCGAUCAACAAAAGAAACAAAAUAGUUCGGCAAAGGCAAUGUAAACUUAGGUUGUUGCAAUUUCAGGGAACAUACUGUAACUCCCGGCUGGUCUUCCAUUUCAGACAAACCGGCAUCUAAUAUGUGUGUAACAUGUUUUUUCAACUGAAUUUUAAUACGUGAGUGAAUCAUAACUCACCUGCACUGAACACGUUGUGAUGAUUGGACUUCUAAUCACUGUGAUGACUGCUAUUGGAAGUGAUACAAACUGCUGAUCUGCAGAAGUGGCGGAACAACUGGUAGAGUGGAAGCACUUCCAACAAAAAGUGCAACUAUGCCAAAAAAAAAACAAAUACACAAUAUCACAAUUAGACGUACCUACAUGAGCUCAAACUAGAGAUGAGCAAUGCUCCGAUAGUCACCACAAAGCAAACAGCCUCUUGUUCUGCCACCUCUGAUGAUCCGUCCAUUACAUGAACACAACAAAAAUGGUCAAAAUAUGAAUUAAUAACAAUUUUAUGGAAUGUAACAAUGUUCAGUUAAAAUACAUGCUGAAGCUUCUAAUGUUUCAUCGUAGCUUGUUUACAAAACACGUUUUACGAGACAAGCUGAUUUGCUGAAUUCUAGUGUUGUACUAACUCUGAAGACCGGUCUUGAGCCGAAGACCGGUCUAAAAAUCACAGUUUGAAGGUCUAUGUCUAUUUUUGGUCUUGACUCCAAAAGUUGCUGGUCUUGACACAUACUGCCCGGGUGGGGGACAGACUCUGGAUUUUCUAAAUAAACCAGCCAAGACCAGCACUGAACUCCUAUUCUUCAAUUUCAUCUAUGUAAUUUUAAACAUAGAACCAUGGUAACACAAUAAAGACUUUAUUUUCUUGUGUUUUUCAUUCCACCACACCAGUAACUGACCACAACCUUAAUGUUAAGUACCAUAUUUAAAUUCAUUUUUAUGAUCUUGUCUCAGUCUAACUCCCAGCAGCCUGAGUGUGGUCUACAGGACAACACUACUAAAUUCUCUGAUAUCUGUGCAUGAGAACAACAAUGUUGAUGGGAACAAAACGUGAAAAUACGGCUAUAAGAUUGUAUGUAUUUUAUUAUUACAUUUUAAAUCAUCUGUAUGUAAGAAUACUACCCUGAUUGUUCUUGUAAUAUAUUUUUCAAGUAUUUAUUCACAGUUAAUUUCCAUGUUUACUGAUUUAAAAAUAAAAUCAAACGUGAUUUACCUUUUUCA